Ananas comosus (pineapple) is the source of this 1722-nucleotide messenger RNA. RefSeq names its product cytochrome P450 71A9-like. NCBI's taxonomy places the organism in Eukaryota, Viridiplantae, Streptophyta, Magnoliopsida, Poales, Bromeliaceae. The transcript has 2 exons. The record is from RefSeq and is a predicted model, not a curated record. Gene Ontology annotation, molecular function: heme binding; oxidoreductase activity, acting on paired donors, with incorporation or reduction of molecular oxygen; monooxygenase activity. Bases 4 to 1581 code for a protein of 525 amino acids.
UGCAUGUGUGCCCAGAAAUUCCUACUUGUGCAUGCGCGUCACCACAUCUCCACCAACACCUCCUCAUCAGCAUCGAUCAUGCCUCUUCUACCUUAUCUGCUGCUGAUCCUUCUCCUGCUCUCCGUUCCCUUUUUCCUUUCCCUUUUCGGCAAAAAAAAUCCACCCCUCCCCGGGCCAAAGAAGCUGCCCAUAAUUGGAAACCUCCACCAGCUCGGCGCGCACCCCCACGACUCCCUCCGCCGCCUCGCCGCCGCGCACGGCCCCGUCAUCUUCCUCCGCCUCGGCUCCGUGCCGGCCGUCGUCGUGUCCUCCGCGGAAGCGCUGCGCGAGAUCUUCACACGCGGCCACGACCUCGCCCUCUCCGGCCGGCCCGCGCUGCACGCCGCCGGCCGGCUCUCCUACGGCGGCGUGAACGUCAGCUUCGCGCCCUACGGCGAGUACUGGCGCCAGGCCAGGAGGGUUUGCGUCCUGGAGCUGCUCAGCCUGAGGCGGGUGCAGUCGUUCAUGCACGUGCGAGAACAGGAGGUUGCACUGCUGCUGCAAACAAUAAUUUCUUCCGCUUCCUUGGUUCCUGUAAAUCUGAGCGAGCUGCUGCACGCUCUGACGAACAAGAUCAUGGUGCGCGUCGCGUUCGGUGAGAAGUUCGCGACCGGAGAUUACAGCAGGAGCGGGGGACGGUUCGGCGGGGUCUUCGAGCGGACGCAGAAUAACCUUGGAGCGUUGUUCGUCGCCGACUAUUUUCCGCGGUUGGGUUGGGUUGACGCGUUGAGGGGAUUGAGAGGGAGGUUAGAGAAAAAUUUUCAGGAGUUGGAUGAGUUCUAUGAGGAGGUUAUAGAAGAGCACUUGGGUGGACACUGGCCGGACCCCGAACAUGAGGAUUUGGUUCAUGUGUUGCUGCGUCUCAACAAGGAUUCAGCUCCUGGGAGCGCUUUUAGUAGUAGGGAUCACAUCAAGGGUAUUCUAACGGAUAUGUUUAUUGCCGGAACUGACACUUCUUCAGCAACAUUAUCGUGGACAAUGACACAACUCAUGAAAAAUCCAUCAAAGAUGAAAAAGUUACAACAAGAAUUGCGAGAGAUUAUCGGUAAUAAGGGUAAGGUUGAAGAAGCUGACCUGCACCGUCUGACCUAUUUAAAGUUAGUUAUCAAAGAGGUCCUGCGACUGCACCCUCCAGCUCCGCUACUGGUUCCCCGUGAAACCAUCGAGAAAUGCACGAUCAAAGGUUACGAAGUUCCUUUGAACACGAGGGUGUUGAUCAACGCGAAAGCCAUUGGUUUGGAUCCAAACUCAUGGGAAAACCCUAAUGAGUUUCGCCCCGAGAGGUUUAUCGACAACGAUGUUGACUUUAGGGGGCAAGAUUUUAGCCUUGUGCCUUUUGGUGUUGGGAGGAGGAGUUGCCCUGGAAUAAGUUUUGCACUAGUUGUAGUUGAACUUGCUUUGGCUAAUCUCUUGUAUUGUUUUGAUUGGGAGUUCCCUUUUGGUGUGAAAAAAGAGGAUUUGGAUUUAGAGGAAGCAGUGGGGCUUACUAUUCAUAGGAAAAAUCCUCUUUAUUUAGUAGCUAAACCAAUUUAUGUUACAUAAAUUGGAUUGUAAGUGUGAAAAGAAAAUUUGCGAGAGAUAAAAAUGAAUUAUUGUAUACAUGCAUGUAUGCAUGCAUAUAUGGUUUCUUUGAUCUUUGAUUGCGGUACGAAGGAUGUAAUCUUAAUAGAAUAAAAAGAUGCA